AUGAUUGUAAUCUACUUUCUGAUGAUUGCCGGUGUAUGGCAAAGAGCGGUUGCUGAUUCUGAUUCUGAUUCCGAUGCCUGCUCAAGCAGUGUAACCAUCUCGAGUCAAAGCGAUGCGAACAAGUUGAGCAGCUGCGACACAUUUGACGGAAGCAUUACUAUAUCCUCUUCUGCUAGCGGAGUGAUCACCAUCAAUAAUGUCGAGGAAAUUAAGGGCGCAUUCAUUGCUGAAGAUGCCUCAGGACUCACGGAGAUUAUUACCCCUGAUUUGGACAGUGUGCAGGGGGCUGUCACACUGAGUAACCUCAACUCACUCACAACCAUAACCAUGGCCGCGUUAUCACAAGUUUCUUCGAGUAUAAUCAUCACAGGGAACCCGAGGCUGAAAACACUUGGGUUCCAGGACUUGGAAGAAGUCGAAGGACAGUUGGUAUUGACAGGAUCAUUCGACAGCGUGUCCCUACCUUCUCUUAAUCAAGUCAAAGGUCAGACAAUGAUCACAGGCAGCAGUUCAAUGUCAUGCAGUACAUUAGACAAUUUGAAAUCCGAGAACGUCUUCAAAAACGGUUAUUCCUGCUCUAGUGGCUCGUCUGGCCUGAGUCCAGGGGCCAAGGGCGGGAUUGCAGCGGGUGCAAUCGUCGCUGUCCUUCUGGUGGUGCUGAUCCUAUGGUUCGUGCUUCGGCGCCGGCGCCAGAGACAGAGAACUGGAGGGGCUCAAUCGACUGUUUCAGCUUCAUCGACCCCAUCAACAGUUGUGGCACUUGAUGAAAAAGCUCCCAUUCCUCAAGGAACUACACCACCUCAAGAAGAAGCAUCCCAUCCAGGAGAACAACAGACUCUCUUACCUCGAAAGCCAGUGGGGUCAGCGAUAUUCUUGGAUAGUCGCUCAAUUUAUGAGGCACCGAAUGGAUCUGCUCAAGUCCAAGAAUGUCACGAGUUGGACGCAGGACCGGUCUUAAGCUCUCAUCAGCGACCAAUCAACGCAGAUUAA
This is a messenger RNA of Penicillium vulpinum, 990 nucleotides long. RefSeq lists its product as uncharacterized. The transcript is spliced from 3 exons. The record is from RefSeq and is a predicted model, not a curated record. The coding region runs from base 1 to 990 and encodes 329 amino acids. Lineage: Eukaryota; Fungi; Ascomycota; Eurotiomycetes; Eurotiales; Aspergillaceae.